Diachasma alloeum is the source of this 1785-nucleotide messenger RNA. RefSeq lists its product as uncharacterized. The transcript is spliced from 4 exons. The record is from RefSeq and is a predicted model, not a curated record. Bases 1 to 1785 code for a protein of 594 amino acids. NCBI's taxonomy places the organism in Eukaryota, Metazoa, Arthropoda, Insecta, Hymenoptera, Braconidae.
AUGAUGUUUCCGAGAACACUCGUUUUCUCGGCAUUUGCGAUUACAAUUGGAAGUGCAAAUUUCUUCAGUUUUCCGAGUUUUUCGAAAAUCACUGGUUACGCGAAAUAUUUUGCCAUUGGAAAUCUAACGGCAGGCGCUGCGGGUAAUGAAUUAUGGAGUGGCAUCUUGAAGGACUGUCGGGGCGCAGUGUCAUUCUCCUGUCUUCAGAAAAAUGCAUAUUCAUACCUUGAUAAUACGUUUGUGGAACGUGACAAUAUCACAGUCUUCAGUGGAUUAAUGCUCAGGAGAAAUAAUCUUGAUUACGAAGCUUGUACGAAAAAUUACCAGGACGAUGUUGCCGAGAAUAUUGUGGACACUGGGAGAAGGGGAAGAGAUCAAAAACAUGAUCGGAAGGCCAGUGACCCGAAUGAGAACCUGUAUGUGGAAAAAAUGAGCCCACUUGAGGAAAUCACAUCGGCAUUGAGAGAUAAAACAGUUAAGUUCUUGGCAACGAGGGAUUACGAGCUUCAAUUGCCCGAAUUUUUCUUCGAAAAUUCGAGAAUCAAGAUAAGUCCACGUGAGAUCGAUGAGAAUGGCGCACUCGUUAGGAUUGAUUUUGGGCAGACAGCUGUCGAGGACCAGGGACGACUGUUCUUCAAGAAAAUCCGAAAAUUCAUCCAGAACCGGUUACUGAUGAGCUUCCUAGCGCUGAUCCUAAUAAUCAAGUUGAUCAAGGUCAAGUUCAUGUUUAUCAUACCAUUCCUCUUCGGCGUUGGCGUAGCGAAAAAAAUCUUCCUGAAACUUCUCUUAUUCUUCUUCCCGGCCUUCGCCCACGUCUUCAAGCUCUGCUCGAGCUACUACAGCUCCCAUUCAAAAUACCACCACCACCAUCAUCACCAGAUUGCCCAUCAUCAUCAUCACGUUCCAGUUCCUGUGCCAGUACCAGCAGCAGUACCGUCCUUCUUCGACCAUCAUCCACAUCACGAAGAGGAGUUUGAUGGUUACGAUUACGCCCACCCGCACAUUCAAUUGCGAAAGGACAUGGAGGAGUUGAAGGAAUGGGGAAUCGAUUCGUUCAGCGAGCCGUACGACGAUCCGGGUGUUCGACCAGCUGCACCACUGCCCCCGUCGCUUCCACCAGCCUCCUAUGCCCCCAGUUACACCUCCCCUCAAUAUCCCCCACCUGUGAAACCGAAUGUGUUGUCCUACCAAGAGAAACCAAUAAACUACGCAUCCCACGGACAAGUGUUGGCUUACAACGGCUACCUCGACGACCAGAAAUUGCAGCGUCGUGUGUCCUCACAGUUAUCCACCUCGUCUUUUCCACAAGUUCAAAUGGCCAAUUCAUUCCUCCACCAGACCCCCAUAAGUGGCUCCCCGUCCAUCUCAAAAACAAGCGCAAUGCCGGUCAAUCCCGUUUAUGUCCAGCCAACCUCUGUAACACAGACGCAACGGGUGACUCAACAGAUAAUUACCAAGAAUCCAUCGUCUUCACUUGGUCAAGCCAACAACCUCGUUCCCCAAGAUGACACCUUUUACGGGCCAAUUCUGCAGAGGCUCGAGGAAAUAUUCACACAAGGGGGAGUCCUCGACGAGUCCUGCAGGGAGAGGCUCAUCUGCAACAUGUACAAGAAUCCCUCCCUCUAUUCACCGCACAGCAAUCUUGUCUCCAACAUACUGUCAAGGGAUCCACGGGAGCUGAAGCGUAGCGGAACUAAAGCGAGUCAAACCUUCCACAAGUACAUCAGCGCUGCCAGCUUCGGACAGGAAGGCGGUGAUUGUUUCAAAAACUAUACUUGUCAAUAA